Messenger RNA from Armigeres subalbatus, 2790 nucleotides. RefSeq names its product histone acetyltransferase KAT2A (gene Gcn5). The coding region runs from base 146 to 2428 and encodes 760 amino acids. Gene Ontology annotation, molecular function: protein binding; histone H3 acetyltransferase activity. The record is from RefSeq and is a predicted model, not a curated record. NCBI's taxonomy places the organism in Eukaryota, Metazoa, Arthropoda, Insecta, Diptera, Culicidae. The transcript is spliced from 7 exons. Gene Ontology annotation, biological process: positive regulation of transcription by RNA polymerase II; chromatin remodeling. Gene Ontology annotation, cellular component: nucleus; ATAC complex.
CCGUCAGCAUCAGAAUUUUGUCCGACUCGUCAGAUUCAGAUCGAAGGCAUCAUAACAAAAUUUCUGAAAAUUUGGAAAAUAGCUUUAAGAAUAACAUUAGAAUACCCUUAGUAAAGUGAUAUUUACGCGAAGUUUUCCUUGAAUAAUGAACGAUCAUUCGAAACAUCAUACAGUAGAGGUAAAAACCGAAAAGCAAGAUGAUCGUUCGGCAGGUAGUGGAUCGCAAGAAGCAACCCGUCAGGACAGCAUCGAGAGAAUUUUGCAGCGAAAGCAAAGGGUCUACCAGCUGCCAAAGAACCAAAAGCUGACCAAGUUGUCCAUGUAUUCGGCCUGUCAGACUACGGAAUGUCGCUGUACAGGCUGGAAGACACCUGAGGAGAAUCGACACAAGGACGUAGAAGUGGACUAUUGUCCCAAUUUCAAGGAAGAAUGUCGGAAUCCAAACUGCAAGCAUCCUCUUGAUAUGCAUAUUGCCCAUCUGGGUGAGAUCAGCGAUGAUCAGAUAAACGAACUACUGGGUGCGAUCGUGGAUGUGGAAAAUCUUUAUAUGAGUAUGCUGCGGGAGACGGACACCGACACGAAAAAAGUUUACGCGUACCUUUUCCGGCUUUUGAGACAAUGCAUUCUCACCAGAUCGCAACCCGUUAUUCGAGGUCCUCUUGGAGAUCCUCCUUUCGAACAACCAUCCAUUUCCAAGGCGGUAACCAAUUUCGUGCUGUUCAAAUAUAGCCAUUUAAACCAAGGAGAGCUGGAAACUAUGACAGAGGUAGCAAAAACAUUUCUUCAUUGUUUGAAUCAUUGGAAUUUUGAAGCGCCGAGCGCGAGGAAAGAUUUGAGUCAUGAAGAUGCUUCCAACUAUAAGAUCAAUUAUACACGUUGGCUGGUAUUCUGUCACGUUCCGGCGUUCUGCAGCUCACUGCGUCAUUUCGAGACAUCAAUUGUGUUCGGUCGCACGCUACUAAAAGCAGUUUAUCAGUACGUCUACCAGCAAUUGCUAACCAAGUGUAAAACGGAACGGGAUAGAAUGCCUCCGGAGAAACGUCUCAUGCUGGCUCAGUUGCCCAAGUUUUUGGAGGCUUUGAAGCACGAGGUGAUUAACGAAGAGUCUCAGAUAUGGGAUCCAAACUUCAAACCAACCGCUUCAUUGAUGUUGCAAAAGAAACGGCAACACGAAGCGGCUGCAUCUUCAAGUGGUAAAAAGUCGAACGAGGCCAAGCGGUACAAGAAAGAUUCCGACUGUGAGGACCUUCCGGAUGAUGUGGUUAUCAAAGCGCUGAAACGCCUCAACGAUUCGAACUACACUAGCCGAACGGAGGUCGUAUUUCCGCCGAAUGCACCGCGGGAUGAAGCGGCCAAAGCUGAGGAGAAUCGUCGGGAGAUAGAGUUCCACGUGGUGGGAAAUUCCCUAACCAAACCGGUCACCAAGGAGUCAAUGCUGUGGCUUCUGGGCUUGCACAGUGUGUUUGCCCAUCAACUGCCGGGAAUGCCGCGGGAAUACAUUAGUCAGCUGGUGUUUGAUCCAAAACACAAAACACUUGCGCUGGUGAAAGACGGCCGACCAAUUGGUGGAAUCUGUUUCCGUACGUUCGCUACGCAAGGCUUCACCGAGAUUGUAUUCUGUGCCGUCACUAGCAGCGAACAAGUGAAAGGCUACGGUACUCAUUUGAUGAACCAUCUAAAAGACUACAGCACUCAGCGAGGCAUAAAGCAUUUCCUUACCUACGCAGAUGAAUUUGCAAUUGGCUAUUUCAAGAAGCAGGGAUUUUCCAAGGAUAUAAAAGUGGCGCGACAUGUCUACGCUGGGUACAUAAAGGAGUACGAGGGCGCUACCCUUAUGCAUUGCGAGCUUCAUCCAAGUUUGAUUUAUACACAGUUCAGCUCAGUAAUCCGAAAGCAAAAGGAAAUCGUUAAGGAAUUGAUUGCUCAGCGUCAACAAGAAGUCCAGAAGGUUCAUCCUGGUUUAACGUGCUUCAAAGAAGGGAAAUGUACGUUACAGCUCCGCAGCAUUCCCAUUGAAUCGAUUCCGGGAUUACGCGAGGUCGGAUGGAGACCACAGUUUCGUGCCCAGCGUACUUCUCGCCCACUGGAGGAGUCGGCCGAUCCAGACAAGUUGUCUAACGCCUUGACUGGUGUGCUUCAGUCAGUCCGACAACAUUCAGCUGCAUGGCCGUUUUUGAAACCGGUUAAUCCUGCCGAGGUUCCGGAUUACUACGACCACAUCAAGUAUCCAAUGGAUCUGAAAACGAUGGGUGAACGACUGAAGAACAAGUAUUAUAUAUCGCGUAGGUUAUUUAUGGCUGACAUGGCACGCAUAUUCACCAACUGUCGAUUGUAUAAUUCUCCUGAGACAGAAUACUUUCGUUGCGCUAACACGGUGGAGCGAUAUUUUCAGACCAAGAUGAAGGAAAUCGGUCUGUGGGACAAAUGAUGUCCGCCCAUAACGGUAGAACUGGUCAAGAAUUCCGACCCGGAUGAAGACGAAGACGAUGAUGAUAAUGAUAAUAAUGACGCUGGCGUCGGCGUGAUAAAUUCGACUGUAGCUGGUAAGAAACCCGGCUACGGCAUGAAAACCAAACCGACGUUGUCUAUGACGCAGGCUGCCGUUUCGGGGGUGGAACUAGGAAAGGAUCUAAAAAGGAUGGCAGGCUGUCUGCCGGAUUUGGGAAGUGUGUAAAUAUAUGGCUAGUCGUUUAACACUCAUGAAACAUGCAUUUAGCGUGUUAUUCUAGAUUAGGUAUUUCUCGGAAACGAAAUAUAAUGACAUGCUGUACUCGUUUUGAAACUUGAUCA